Molecule: messenger RNA, 893 nt
Organism: Acanthocheilonema viteae
Lineage: Eukaryota; Metazoa; Nematoda; Chromadorea; Rhabditida; Onchocercidae
Source: the annotation of a GenBank genome assembly
AUGGUAAUAAUGUUACCGGUACGACGGAUACAACAACGAAUUAUUAUGGAACUGAUUCAGAAAUGGGGAAGAAUUCGGCAGUGGAUGGAAGUGAUAGAGAGACAGACAAUACGACACAAAGUUCAUUGGGUGAUCUGAAAGAAGUUGUUACUACGCUCAAUCUUUCAGAAGCACAAACUGCUGCAUUUGUAAAAAUCAUUGGAAAAAUUGUUGAUGAAGAGCUUAAAAGACGUCAUGAUGAGGAAUCAAAAUUCACUGAAACAUCAGAAAAACCAAAAUUAGUUGCUGCCAAAUUCUAUGAACUCGAUAAUGAUUCUGAAAAAACUAUCAAUGAUCAACAUGAAGAAGAAAUAAGACCGCAUGAAAAACUUACCGCAAAUACACGGUUGAGUUUUGAUGAACAACGUAUUAUUGAUGAUUAUCGUAAUUGGCACGAUGAAAUUUCGGAAGCAUUAGUUGCAGAAUCAUUAAAAUUAGAUCCUCAAAAAGAAGGUAAGUGGAAGACAGAUUAUAUGGCACAUGAACAAGCCGAAUAUGAUCGAUUAGUAAGCGGAAUUACUGGUGCAACAUCACAACCUGAUCAUUUAAAAAUCAAGUCUAUUCAAAGUAGCAGUCAGGAAUUGUUAAGGACAACAAUUAGCAGCAGUACAAGCACCGAAGAACCACAAACCAGUAGUUCAAUACUUCAUGAGAAAGUAGGAUUACAACCAGUUGAGCAACCUUACAUAUUUAAUAGAACAACGAUAAUCUAUGGAAAAGUAACAUCAAUUCCAAAAACAGUAUUUGAACGACAAGCAGAAGAUUUUCGAAGUCGACUGCUUGGAAAUAACGGUUUCGGCGAUAUUAUUAAUGCAUUGAAGCAUGCUAAAAUCGGAUUUUUUGAAAGGAACUGA